Molecule: messenger RNA, 2504 nt
Organism: Talpa occidentalis (Iberian mole)
Lineage: Eukaryota; Metazoa; Chordata; Mammalia; Eulipotyphla; Talpidae
Gene: SFXN2
Product: sideroflexin 2
Exons: 12
Coding region: 224-1192 (322 amino acids)
Biological process (GO): monoatomic ion transport; serine import into mitochondrion
Cellular component (GO): mitochondrial inner membrane
Molecular function (GO): monoatomic ion transmembrane transporter activity
Source: RefSeq, a predicted model, not a curated record
UCAAGGAGGGGUCGGUCAGUCGCUGCCCAGGAUCCUCUCCCUUUGGGCGCCAGUGCCUUCGGGUGCCAGGCGAGGGGCUCGGGCGUUGUGGGUUGCGCGCCCAUCCCCACACCCUGAGUCAGGGAUGGAGGAAUCCCUGUAGUGGCAGACUGCAAAGCGGCAGAGGGCAAAGCGCCCAGGGGAUUGUCCCUGAGCCCUGAGUCCCCAGUUUUGUGUGAGGAAGAUGGAGGCUGACCUGUCUGGCUUUAACAUCGAUGCCCCCCGUUGGGACCAGAGCACUUUCCUUGGGCGGGUGAAGCACUUCUUCAAUAUCACGGACCCCCGCACUGUCCUGGUACCAGAGCAGGAGCUGGACUGGGCCAAGAUUAUGGUGGAGAAGAGCAGGAUGGGAGUCGUGCCCCCAGGCACCCAAGUGGAGCAGCUGCUAUAUGCUAAAAAGCUGUAUGACUCGGCCUUCCACCCUGACACCGGGGAGAAGAUGAAUGUCAUUGGGCGGAUGUCCUUCCAGGUCCCGGGCGGCAUGAUCAUCACAGGCUUCAUGCUCCAAUUCUACAGGACCAUGCCGGCGGUGAUCUUCUGGCAGUGGGUGAACCAGUCCUUCAAUGCCUUAGUCAACUAUACCAACAGGAAUGCCGCUUCCCCCACAUCGGAGAGGCAGAUGGCCCUUUCCUACGUCACAGCCACCACCACCGCUGUGGCCACUGCUGUGGGCAUGAACAUGUUGACAAAGAGAGCUCCACCCCUGGUGGGCCGCUGGGUGCCCUUUGCUGCUGUGGCCGCAGCUAAUUGUGUCAACAUACCAAUGAUGCGACAGCAGGAACUCAUCCAGGGCAUCUGCGUGAAGGACAAGAAUCACAAUGAGAUCGGUCACUCCCGGAGAGCUGCUAUUGUCGGCAUCACUCAAGUGGUUAUUUCUCGGAUUGCCAUGGCAGCCCCUGGCAUGAUCUUGUUGCCCAUCGUUAUGGAACAGCUGGAGAAACUGCGUUUCAUGAAGAAAGUCAAGGUCCUGCAUGGACCGUUGCAGGUCAUGCUGUGCGGGUGCUUCCUCAUCUUCAUGGUGCCAGUGGCAUGUGGGCUCUUUCCGCAGACAUGCAAAUUUCCAGUUUCCUCACUGGAACCAGAGCUCCAAGGCACCAUUAGGACCAAGUAUGGAGAACCUGUGCCUUAUGUCUACUUCAACAAGGGUCUCUAAGUGGCCAUAUUCACCAGCUCCUCCUUAGCCACAUGUCUAGCUGUGCCCUCACUCCUUUGCCCACUGGGCCUGAAAACCAGGGUGGAUUUGGAUAGGUGGGAGGAUGCCACUGGUUUGUUGGACUCCAGGGAAUAAAAAUGAACAAGAGGGGAAAGACCAAGUCCUCAGUCUGCUACCUGCUCAGCCUUGUUCUCCCUCUUGGAUAGGUUGCUGACAUGUGGGAUAAAUACUCAAGAAAACUCUUUGGAAAAUUAGAAAACUUUUGAGAUGCUAGUUCCAGUCUAAGUGGGGAGGAGCCUCUGGGAUAAAAAGAAGCUCCCUCUCCCCUUUCUCUUCAUCUUUUCUCAAGCUGUGCAAUCUUUCAGCUGAUCAGCCUUAGCAAACCUAGGAAGAGAGAGUGGGGAGUGUCACCCUGGGGUUCACAGCCACCCUUCCCCAUUCUCCUCCCUGCUGCCCCCAGGAGAAAAGCCACUUUGGGAGUGCUGCUAACUUUGACUUUAUCAGUCACUUAGGAGUUCUUAGUGCUAAAUAAGGUCACUGUCAGGCAGCGGUUUCCUGGGACUUCCAGCCUCUCUGUUAACACUGACUUUCUCCCCCUCCCCUAAAUCCUGUCUGAUUUUACUUCUUUGUGUUUGAAAGAAAAAUCCACUGACUGUGACUAAAAAGGAUGUGGAUAGAUAUUAACUAUUUUCAUGGGGGUAAUUUCCUAGCCACCUCCCUUCCUGAGCCCCUUGGGUUAAACACCAAAGACAGACUGGCAUGUACUGAAUAGGAAAGGAAUUUUUUUUUUUGGAUACCUCUACGAGGAAAUCAACCAGGACCAAAGUCUUAAAGGACAUACAGCAAAUCACUGCUACCUCCCUUUCCCAACUCGGCUGCUCCAGGCAAUGGCUCAAGCUUCCCUGGGGAGCCGUUGUGGUUUACCUGGGUCCAUGUCUGGAUGAGUUUUUGUUUAGUAGAACUUUCCAACAAUUCAGAGGAUCACUGUGAACUGAAUAAAUUUUUUGAGCACACUGAAUUGUCUGCAGUGAGUUAAUAAAGGUUGACUGGAAAGCAGGAUCUGGUCUUAACCUUGGCCUUGGCAUGUAGGAGGGUAUCUCAAUAAAGGGGAAACUGACACUGGGAGACCACUGAUCAUUUCCCUUAUUACAGAGAAAAGGGCCACUUGUCUUUGCUGAAAAGCUGCAGAGAUCUUCCUGAGUGGCAAUGUGCUGCUCCUGAGCAGGAGUUUGUGAACACUGGCUCUGGUGUCCAAAUUUGCCUCUUACUGUUUUAUAGUGCCUGGGAACUAGGAAUGGUUUUUAUAUAUUUA